UGUUUUCCUGAUGUCAUGGUUAUUUUUACGUGUUACUUCGAUUUAUUAGACGUAAUGUUUCAAAACUCUUGUGUAAGGAGUCAUGGGCAACUGUAAAAAUUGACGUGACCCAGUGACUCGUGGUUGCCAUGGCGGUCGGGGAGAGCCAGCUCCAGAGGAUUAUCCGGGAUCUGCAUGAGGCUGUUGCAGAGCUUGCAAAGGAGUACAAGGAAAGUGGGGAGCCAAUCACAGAUGACAGCACCAGUUUGCACAAAUUCUCCUACAAACUGGAGUAUCUGCUGCAGUUUGACCAAAAGGAGAAAACAACGUUUCUGGGCACCAAGAAAGACUACUGGGAUUACUUCAGUGAUUGCCUGGCUAAGAUCAAAGGAGUCAAUGAUGGCAUCCGUUUUGUCAAAUCCAUUUCUGAGCUGAAGACAUCUCUAGGAAAGGGCCGAGCAUUUAUCCGCUACUCCCUCGUUCAUCAGCGAUUGGCUGAGACCCUGCAGCAGUGCCUGAUGAACCAGAGAGUCACCAGGGACUGGUACUAUGCAAGAAGCCCCUUCUUGAAGCCUAACCUUAGUGCUGACAUAAUUAAUCAUCUGUACGAGCUCAACGAGGUCCAGUUUGAUGUGGCUUCCAGAGGUCAUGAUCUCGAUGCCUCCUGGCCAACAUUUGCAAGGAGGACGCUGGGAAGUGCAAAUUCACCAGGCUACAUGUGGAAACCACCAAGUCGUAGUUCCAGUAUUAAUAGUCUGGCCAGUUCGUACUCCCAGCAAGCGCCUGAGUGUGCCUCCAGCCCAGACUAUGGGCACAGUUUGUUGAAUGAUCUGAAUGAUUCACUGCCUGCCUGCAUGGAAGAUAGCAACAUGGUUGAAAACCUUCGCCUGGAGCUGGAUCAGUCAGAACUAAGGCAGAGAGAUCUCCUUGAUAAGGUUCAGCAGCUUGGGGUGGAGUCUGCCGAGAUGAAAGGAGUAAUUGAAGAGCUUCAGAGGCAGCUUGAUAUGUCGCUCGCAGCUCAAGAAGGGCACCAGGGCUUGCAGCAAGAACUCAGAGCCCUGCAGGGGAGAGAGGUUGCUCUAUCCAGACAGGUGGAAGCACUCAGGGCCGAGGAAAAAGCCAAGGAAACUUGGCAUGUCUUGAUUCAGGAGAAGCUGGCAGCUGCUGAGCAAAAGAACGUAGAGCUCAUGGGCAAGUUGGAUGGGGCUCUAGAUGAGAAGGGCCAGCAGACUGCCAGUUAUUUUGAUUCAGCGCAGAAGAUUCACGAGUUGUUGGACAAAUUGAAAGAGGCAGAGAAAGGUAAGAUGGAGGCUGUGGCUGAGAUGAUGGAGAACAGGAGACAGGUAGAAAGGCUGGAGGAGGAGUUAAGAGUCAAUGAGAUGAAGUCAAAGGAGAAUGAAACAAAACUUGAGGCAUUGCUUGCAUCUUUAUCUGAGGAGAAGGCCAAGUUGAAGACAAAAGUGGAGGAACAGUUCAAUAUUCUGGAAAAGCUUCAGGGGGACCUGGCCCUGAGAGAAAAGGAGGCAAGUAAUUUACAAAUACAGCUGCAGGACCUCCAAAGAGCUCUAGAGGAGAAAGAGCAAGAGGUAGAGGAGGUGAAGACGAAGACAAAGCAAGAAAUUGAAGAGAUGCAGAAAAAUGUUGAUGACUUGAAGGAGUCUUUAGAGGCAAAGGUUGCUGAACGUAUUGUGCAGCUAACAAAAAAAGAUGCUGAGUUAAGCUCCAGCAGUGAGACACUACAAAAGCUUGAAGCCAAGAACCAAAUCCUUACCACAGAAAGGGACAAACUGACCACUAGUCUCGAUCAGCACGAGGUUAAAAUCAGAGAACAGGCUGCUAGGAUAGAAGACCUCCAGGGGGAGUGCUCCAGUUUACAGAAAUUAAAAAAGAUGCUGCAGACCACGGUGAGUAAAAACGAGGAGCUGCAAAAUGAGAUGACAGAGCACAGAACAGUGCUUGAGGCUGAAUUAGCAGCUCUAAGAGCUUCUGAGAAACAGCUUAGAGGUCAGGUGGACGAUGCCAAGAUGACAGUAGAUGAAAAAGAGAAAGUGCUGCGUGAGGGGAACCGCAGUCUGGAUGAGAGUCUGCAACGAGCCACAAUGGCUGCAAAACAAUCAGAGAUGACAUCUAAGCGGCUAGAGCAGGAGAACCUGACUCUGAGAGAGGAGCAGGGUGAUUUAAAAGCAACUCUUAGCUGCAUAGAGACGGACUUGAAGAAUGCUCACAUUCAGAUCGAAGAACUGGAUAAAAACCUUGAGGUUUCAAACACUAAAGAGAUCAGUCUUCAAGAACAGCUCAAUUUGAAAGAAGAGCAGAUAAAGAAUGAAGCGAAGGAAAUUGUUAAGUUGCUGUCAACAUUAAAGGAAUUAGAGGCUAAGGAGCAGGAAACUGAAAUUGCCAAAGCCAAUGCAGAAGCAACUUGUGCUAAACAGGCCGCACUGAUUGAAAGGGUGACAUCUGAGAAACAUGCAAUGGAGACAUUGCAACUAGAGAGGAGCUCGGUCCAAGCAAAGGACAACCAGGAAGUUACUCUCAAACUAAAUGUGGUUGAAGGCCAGUUGGAGGUUAGCAUGAAAGAAGUCUCCAGGCUCCAGGCAAAGAUCUUGGACCUGAAGGUGCAAGUUCAGAGAUCUGAGGAGGAAAAACUGAAAUCCCAAGCACAGUUGGAGGUUACAGAGGCCCAAAGAAACGAGCUCAGGUCUCUUACUGAACAGCUUAAAUCCCAAGCAGAGACACUGAAUCAGAAGCACAUAACAGAGCUCCUGGACUGUAAAAAGAAAGAGGAGGCGCUGGUUCAGCAGCGUGAUCAAGAAGAAGCUUCCCAUGCCGAGUUAGCAGUUUCCUCCGCUGCCAUCCGAGAAGAGCUGGCUGCCCUCAAAGCAGAAAACAACAAGCUGGCUUUAGAGAACACAGAGAUCCGUGAGAGUUUGCACAGAGCAAACACUGGGAUGGCAGAGCUGGGGAUGACCAUCUGUAAGCUGAAUGCAGAAAUCGAAGAAGCCAGCGAGCAAUUGGUGGGUGAUGCUGCUAAGAUUGAAGAGUUGGAGAAGGUGGUGGAGCGAGUUGAGGAGUGCAUAAAUGACCUACGGCAGGAGAACAACAGUUUACGAGAGGAGCUAUCCCAGAAGGAGUCCCUGCCUGGGACAAUUACGGAGCUCCAGGAAGAGCUGGAGAAAGCCAAGAACCAAGUGCGCAGCGUUAAGGACUGCUGCCGAGAGGAGAUGGAUGCUGUCAGGUUCCAAAUGAGCUCUGAGAUCAUGAGCCAUCAGGUUCAAGUAAAGGCUUUGAUUGAAAAUUUGGAGAAGGUUGCAGCACAGCUGGAGGAGGAGCAGAAGAACGUGUCCAGCUUGGAGGCAGAAGUGUCUGAACUCAAGGCUGCGAAUGAGAAAUACUUGCAGCUUAUUGGUGAGAAAGAUGCGUACAUCACGCAGGCGGAAGCCACCAUCCGUGACAAUGAAGGUGAAAUUCAGCAACUCAGAAACUCUGCAACCAGUAUUGAGGAGGCACACCUGGCUGUGCAGAGCCUGUGUGAGGAAAUGAAGCAGAAACACGAAGCAACGGAGGCUGAGAAACAAAGUCAGUAUCUGGCGAUGACUGCAGAGAUUGAUGACCUUAACAGCACGAAGAUCAACCUGGAAGAGAGGCUCAUUGAGCUUAUAAAGGAUAAAGAUGCUCUGUGGCAGAAGUCUGAUGCUCUGGAGUUUGAGCAGAAACUGCGAGCAGAGGAGCGCUGGUGGUUGGUGGAUAAGGAGGCCACACACUGUCUUGACUGCAAGAGCCAGUUCACCUGGUGGCUGCGCAGACAUCACUGCAGACUUUGUGGCCGCAUCUUCUGCUACUACUGCAGCAACAACUUUGUCAUGACCAAACACAGUGGGAAGAAGGAGCGCUGCUGCAGCGACUGCUACACGCAGCACAAUGCAGUGGUGGAGAGGUUCACAGAGGCAGAGCAUAGCCCUUCAAAUGGGCCUCCUUCCCCGGCUGGACCCGCACCUCAGCCUCCUCCUGAGCCUGCGCCCUACAAGCCGACACCCAGGGUAACCGUUUCAGACCUCAGUAACAAAUCUGAAGAUGGAGGUUAUGACAUCAUCACAGAAGAGGAGGUGAACAGCGUUUACGACAGUGACAGCAACUCUCAGACCACAGGAGGCUCACUGGAGGGAGAACAGGACCGCCAACAUCCAGGAGCGCGGGAAAUACGCCCUGGAGAGGUGACCCCUGAUGAAGACAGCGUCUCCACUGUUCAGAAUUCAGAGAUCAACCUUCUCAGAUCAGGAGAAGUCACAAUCGCUGUCCCUCUCAGCAUUGAUGAUAUUUCCCAGUUUGGUGAUGGCUCCAGGGAGCUCUUCGUCAAGUCCAGCUGCUAUAGUACCAUUAAUGUCACUGUGGCAGACUGUGGGACAACAAUCAGCUGGAUUUUCUCCUCCGAGCCCAGGAGCAUCUCCUUCAGUGUGGUUUACCGGGAAGCCAGUGACAGUGAGGUGGAACAGUCAAAGGUUUUGAUUCCUCUGACUCGCUGCAAUUCCCAUAAAGAGACAAUCCAGGGACAACUGAAAGCACAGCACCCUGGCCUCUACACACUUAUCUUUGACAAUUCCUUCUCCAGGUUUGUCUCCAAGAAAGUUUUAUACCAUCUGACCAUGGAGAUGCCUGUGAUCUACGAUGGAAGCGAUGGACCCUGAAGCUUUGUGCUGCAGACUCCCACUGAGGUGACCCUGCUGUCUCUGUGGCAGCUGAAGGGGAAACAGACAAAAUAUCAAUGCAGUGACUUUAUGUUUUUCGUUUUAUUUUAUAAACCGACUAUUUUGAUAAAUGUUAAUCAUUCAGUUAUUAGUUUUUCAAGUUGUAGUUUUAGGAGGAGCUUAGUAAGUAAAUCUCUAUGCAAGUUUUAGCAUGUUUUUUUUUUUUCAGUUAAAUAUCAAGGAAGACAUACACUUUAGUUCAUCUGGGUAUUGCAGUAUUUCGUUGUCUGUUUAAUUUCAAUAGUUUUUAUUUGCCAUCUUUUCUCCAAUGUUUUUACACUAUUGGUAGAAAAUCAGAUUUAAGGAGCAGCGCAGAAAGGUUUUAACACACCAUUUUUCGUUAGAUGGACAUUUUUUUUUAAUAAUUUAUGAACACUUUCAAUGAAAUUGCACAAAAAAGCUUAAAAGUUUAAUCGAUGGUUGUGGUUUGCUUUUGAAACGAUUUGUUUGGACGUAACAUUUGCACUCUGUCAUUGUGAGAAGGGAGCAGUGGGGAUUUGGAAAAAGCAUAGUUUUUAUUUCAACAACAAACCAUGGAGUUUGAACUCGUUUCAGAAUUGUAAUACAGUUGCUCUGCGGUCGUUUCAUGUUUGAGCUCAAUAGAUGAGGAAAUGACCUAAUUUGAAAAAAUGACUUCUUAGUUUCUGAGUAAGGUAACUCUAAACAACAGCUGUGUGUAUCCAGUGUAUGUGGUCUCUUAAACCUCUGUACUUCCACAGCCUGACUUUAUGGGUCAUUAAAAUAACUUUAAUGUGACUGUCGGCUAAAAAGUUCCUCCGCCUUCAAAGUGCCUUUUUAUUCUUACUGCCAGGGAUAUGUGUUGUUAAUUUUUAUGUGCUUAAAACGUGACUCAAUGUAUUUAAUGAUAAAAAUUGAUAAGAGCCUUACAUUUUUUUUGUAUGUACUCUUUAUAUAAUCACAUCUUGCGUUUCCAUCCAUGAAAUUAAGUUUCAGUUGCUUUCCAUUUGAAAUCCCUCAGCUGUUUUUGAGUUCAAGUUUUUCCUUCCCUGUUUAAGACUUUAAGUGAUGCAAAAUUAUUUUCUGAUUUGUUUGAGCAAGCCUUUAAGGAAAAUUGUCACUUUUAUAAACAAUCGCACACUACCUAUCAAACCUAGUUUAUAAAGGGCUGUUUCAUUCAAGUCUUCUAUAAAGUUUGACCGUUUUUGUUUUUGUUGUUUAUUUCUCAAAGUUUGUGAACUGGUGCAAAUUCUAUGCAAAGCCUCAAAUGUUACCUAAAGAGCAGUUUUAAUUGUUAGAAAAAUUAAACCUGUCCAAAUUAUAUUUUCUUCAUCAAUUACAUGCACAGAUGAAUUUUUCUAUUUCCUUCUUUUUGUAAGACUAUAUUUAAAGAAAGAAACAUAUAUAUAUAUCCUUGUGACAGCCAUGUGAGAGACACGACAAACAGCCAUUAAAGAAAUAUAACGUGA
Molecule: messenger RNA, 6148 nt
Organism: Girardinichthys multiradiatus
Lineage: Eukaryota; Metazoa; Chordata; Actinopteri; Cyprinodontiformes; Goodeidae
Gene: fyco1a
Product: FYVE and coiled-coil domain autophagy adaptor 1a
Exons: 18
Coding region: 129-4661 (1510 amino acids)
Biological process (GO): plus-end-directed vesicle transport along microtubule; positive regulation of autophagosome maturation
Cellular component (GO): late endosome; autophagosome; lysosome
Molecular function (GO): metal ion binding
Source: RefSeq, a predicted model, not a curated record